UGCCGGGGCAGCAGUGGCCGCCCCGCCCCGCGCGUUUCCCAGGAGGCCGCGCGCCCGCCGAGGUCAAGAUGGCGGCGAAGGCGUCUGUUGCAGGAGGUGGUCGCCUGUUAGACAAGAUUCGCAAGUGGUAUUACAAUGCAGCUGGGUUCAACAAACUUGGGUUAAUGCGAGAUGAUACACUGCAUGAAGAUGAUGAUGUAAAAGAAGCACUGAAGAGACUUCCAGAACCUCUGUACAAUGCAAGAGUAUUUCGCAUAAAGCGAGCACUGGACUUAAGCUUGAAGCAUCAGAUCCUUCCAAAAGACCAGUGGGUAAAGUAUGAAGAGGAUCAGCCUUAUCUGGAACCAUACCUAAAAGAAGUAAUCCGUGAAAGACGUGAAAGGGAAGCAUGGAACAAGAAAUAACUAUUGAACUACUUCAUGCAAAUAUCCAGAUAUUUCUGAUAUUUUUAAACAUUUGGUUGUAGAAGUCCAUAGGGAGGCAAUUGUGAGCCUGAAGAAUACUGUUUCAGCUUGUUCAUUGAGUCUGAUCAUCCAACUAAAAUAAACAUGUCAAAAUAUAAAAA
This is a messenger RNA of Prinia subflava (tawny-flanked prinia), 565 nucleotides long. Its product is annotated as cytochrome b-c1 complex subunit 7. Gene Ontology annotation, biological process: mitochondrial electron transport, ubiquinol to cytochrome c. The transcript is spliced from 4 exons. The coding region runs from base 69 to 404 and encodes 111 amino acids. Lineage: Eukaryota; Metazoa; Chordata; Aves; Passeriformes; Cisticolidae. The record is from RefSeq and is a predicted model, not a curated record.